UGCGUGGCUCCGGGAGCAUGCAGUGUGGCGAUUGGUGACACAGCGGAUCACCGAUCAACGGAAAGAGCCGAAGAUGUCGGCUCAGUCAUGUGAUCAGCUGUGUCCAAUCACAGCUGAUCACAUGGGACAUGUACACUGAUCAUCAGGGCACUGAUGAUCAGUGUGCCCUGAUGAUCAGUAUAGCCUCAGCAAUGCCACCUGUCAGUGCCCAUCAAUGCCAGCUGUCAGUGCUCAUCAAUGCCACCUGCCAGUGCCCAUCAAUGCCUCAUCAAUGCCACAUAUCAGUGCCCAUCUGAGCUGCCUUUCAUUGCCACCUAUCAGUGCCAGUCAGUUCCACCUAUCAAUUCCAGUUGGUGCCACCUAUCAGUGCUGCCAAUCAUUGCCACCUAUCAGUGCCAGUCAGUGCCGCCUAUCAGUGCCACCUAACAGUGCCAGUCAGUGCCAUAUAUGAGUGCUGCCUUUCAGUGUCCAUCAGUG
Messenger RNA from Staurois parvus, 477 nucleotides. The record is from the annotation of a GenBank genome assembly. NCBI's taxonomy places the organism in Eukaryota, Metazoa, Chordata, Amphibia, Anura, Ranidae.